ACGUCUCAGUCCGCUCUCGCGAAAUGCACGUGACACACGCCGUCCUGCUGGCCGCCUGCGUGGCCGCGGCCGCCGGCCUCUCGCUGCACCGGUGCGCCGGCGGCUGCCGAGAAUCGUCCGCCGUCGCCAGGAUCGAGAUGGUCAAGCAGCAGAUUUUGGGCAAACUGCGGCUGCAGGAGGCGCCGCGGCCAAACCUCACGAUGGCCGCCCUGCCCAGGCCGUUGGCCGCCGCGCACGGCCGCCAGCAGGAAAACUCGUUCGAGGAUUUCUACGGCAAGACCGACCAAGUCAUUCUCUUCCCCGACGCAGGAGUGGAAGCGUGUCCGGACAGUCCAUCAGCAGCUCUGUGCUUCUCGUUCAGUCUGCCGCAAAAUUUGGCCGACGAAUCGGUGGUCGACUCAGCCGGGCUGUGGCUCAACAGACACACCUUCCAAGCGGCGCGCGGGGACGAGCACCUCUUCCGGCUUUGGGCCAAAAACUCCUCGGCGCUUCCUCAGCUCCAGCUCAUCGCCUCGGUGUGGUCAAAAAUCAAAGACAGUUGGAUGCAAGUGAAACUCGACGUGGUCGACACUUGGGUGAACAAGUCUCAGUUGCACCAGAAGAUCCAGAUCGAGUGCACCACCUGCCAGGGCAAGGGCCAACUCAGGGAGGACCAGCUGCCCUUCCUCGUCAUCAGCACCAGGUCGCUCUCGGCGCCUCAGAGAGUUCGUCGGAGCAUCAAUUGCACGCCGGGCAUCAAAGAGUGCUGCCGUGAAAAUUUGCGCAUCAAUUUCGACGAGAUCGGCUGGGGCAACUGGAUUCUGCAGCCCAAAGGCUACGACGCCUUUUUCUGCAGAGGUUCCUGCACAAACGGAGCCGCCAUCGCGCAGAGUGGCUCCUUCUACACUUCCAUUAUCCAGAAAUACUUGAGUCUUGGGCUGGCGCGGACGAAGAACAAGGUGGACCUGACGCCGUGCUGCACACCGACUAAGUUCUCGUCGCUGCAGCUGCUGUACGUGGACAGCAACAACGUGGUGAUGCAAAAGACGCUGCCGAACAUGGUGGUCGACUCGUGCGGUUGCUUGUGACCUCGGCGCGGCGCGGACACUUAUUUAUUUCUUUAGUGUUUAGGGAAAAAAAAGGAUGAAAUGUGGUCUCACCCUAGCUCAGCGCUACCUUUUGUGCUAAAGACUGAAAUGAAUUAAUGCUGCAAUUUUGAGAUUUGUUGUCCCUUGGAAUAAGCGACGGGGAUUAAAUGUGCUUAUUAUUUAUUUGUUUCGUUUAUUAUAUAAGUUAAAAAAAAACAUAAAACGGUUUAAUGUGAUUCUUUGCGAGUGAAGGAGUCUUAAAAAUAAAGAAAACCAAAAGCAACGAUUUACAAGAUUAUUAUUGCUGUUAAUUACAAGACUGGUAAUUAAAUUUCCCAGAGAAAAAUAAAAUGUUAAACCAGAAAAUUUGAAAACAUUGAUUUAUAUAAUGUCCGGAAAUUAAAAUUUUAGCUCAAAAUGUGGCUUAAAUAUUAUAAAUUUGUUUCUGAUUUUUUUUUAAAUAUAUUAUGCAAAAAUUCCUGCGACUUUAAAGUCUUUUUUUACACAAGUUAUGGUAAUGGCGAUGAUGAUAAUUUGAUAUU
Molecule: messenger RNA, 1609 nt
Organism: Neocloeon triangulifer
Lineage: Eukaryota; Metazoa; Arthropoda; Insecta; Ephemeroptera; Baetidae
Gene: daw
Product: inhibin beta A chain
Exons: 5
Coding region: 24-1067 (347 amino acids)
Biological process (GO): SMAD protein signal transduction
Cellular component (GO): extracellular region
Molecular function (GO): growth factor activity; cytokine activity
Source: RefSeq, a predicted model, not a curated record